CCUCCUCCAUUCCUUCCCCUAUAAACUGAAGCUUGUUCCCUCUGAAAGCCAAACAGCAAUCAAUGGCGGGGCGAGGAGAGGAGUCCGAAGGCUGCGGGCACAUCGGCAGGUUGCCGGAGGACUGCAUCUCGCACGUGCUCUCCCUCACGACUCCUCGUGAUUCGUGCCGGGCGGCGCUCGUCUCGGCCGCCUUCCGCUCCGCGGCGAGUUCCGACGCUGUGUGGGAGCGGUUCCUGCCGUCCGAUUACCAGCCGAUCCUGUCCCGGGCCGUUGAACCGGUCGAGUACUCUUCGAAGAGGGAACUCUAUUUCCGCCUCUGCGACUCCAUUCUCGUCGAUGGCGGCAGGCUGCAGUGCUUUCAAUUGGAGAGAUCAACUGGAGGUAAAUGCUACAUGAUAUGUCCAAGAAGCAUGAGAAUUAUAUGGGGUGACGAACCUCGAUAUUGGAGUUGGAUCUCUCUGCCUGAGUCAAGGUAUGUGCACCACCCCUCUACUUUUGAAGAAAUUUCUUUUGGAUUCUAAUAACGAAGUUUUAGCAAGCUGUCUGGGUGCAUGCAUGCAUGCAUGUGUAAGCAAGAGAUAUUCCAUUUGCUGGGUUAUAAAAUAAAGACGACGUGGGCUUUCUAUUGAAUUCUUUCUACUUCAAUAAUUUGACAUUGCAGAGAUAGAUCUCACAAAACCGUCCCAACAAUGCUAUAUCCUGCUUGCAAUUUUUCUGAUUAUAACAGGAGGUUAGAAAUGCUAAAAUAUAUCUUGGUUUUCUUCUUGACGUCUCUCUGAAUAUUCUACCUGAGCUAUUUUACUGUGUUUGGUUCUCUGAGAACCUAAAAACACUGUCUUGAUG
This is a messenger RNA of Phoenix dactylifera (date palm), 843 nucleotides long. NCBI's taxonomy places the organism in Eukaryota, Viridiplantae, Streptophyta, Magnoliopsida, Arecales, Arecaceae. The record is from RefSeq and is a predicted model, not a curated record.